GCACAUUUGACGAAUUGUUGAUGUUUUCACAAUGGAAAAUUUAUUUGAUGACGAUGAUCUGCCAUUGGACGACAGCUGUGACCCAAUUAAGGAGGAACAAUACACGAACGUACUGCCAACGCUGCAACUAGACACUUCGCUAAAUAAAAACAUCAAAACAGAUGACGAAGAUGAAAGUAUUGAUAUAUGUAGUACAGAAGCAUUAUUAGAAAUAGUAAAUGAAAAUCCUACUACAUUGGUACCUAGGGUAUUCCCUGGUCCUAUGGAAGAAAGGCUGACGGAAACUUCAAUGCUAGAAUUUUUCAGUACACCUGGUACCCAUUUUAUGCAUAUACAAAUGCCGAAUGCAAUGCCGGGAUUAGACAAAGAUCGCACACUCAAAUGGAAGCCAACUGCAAAUAGGGAUAUAUAUAAACCGAAGCAAACGGAUCAAGCUCCCCCUAUACAAACGACACAAGAGCCCUUAUCGUAUAACACAUCGCAUCUAGCUUCUUUGCCUUCUGGAAAACUAGGAAGGAUUCGUAUCCACAAGAGUGGUAAAGUGCGAUUGCAUAUCGGCAAUCAUGUAUUCAACUUCGCACAAGGCAACAGAAUGACAUGUAAACAGCAAGUUGGAUGUCUAUUGGAAGAAAAUAACGAAUUUCUUUUCCUGGGCAACUAUCACAAAAAAUUUGUUGUUUCGCCGGACAUAAGUACAAUGUGGAAACAACAAGAAUAACUUAUGGUAGUGAAUAUAAUGUUAAUAUUUU
Molecule: messenger RNA, 749 nt
Organism: Babesia bovis T2Bo
Lineage: Eukaryota; Apicomplexa; Aconoidasida; Piroplasmida; Babesiidae
Product: RNA polymerase III RPC4 family protein
Exons: 3
Coding region: 32-718 (228 amino acids)
Biological process (GO): transcription by RNA polymerase III
Cellular component (GO): RNA polymerase III complex
Molecular function (GO): DNA binding
Source: RefSeq, a predicted model, not a curated record